AAACAGGCCAUUAGUUACACUCGUAUACAAUCGGGGAGAGAUUCCAAAUCCACCGCGCUAAGCUCAAAGACGAAAGAGCAAAAAAAAAAGGAGGAUAAAAUCCACAAGAAACCAGAUAAGAAACCAAUUAAGUAAUAAAUUCCAAUGGCGGGCGAGCUCGACCCAUUCAUGGAAACCCAGAUCCCCCACCAAAAAUUCAUCACCGACAUCCUUUUCCCUUCAGUCAUCACCCCAAACCCAUCAUCAAGCCUCAACCUCCACCAAUUCACAGACUCCAUCAAAGCCCACAAAGCCCGGUUCGAGAACCUCCUCCAUCGGACCGGGGCGGUUCUAUUCAGAGGGUUCCCUGUCCGAACCGCGUCCGACUUCGACCGGACCGUCGAGGCUUUCGGGUUCGGGUUCGAGGAGUUGCCUUACGUGGGCGGUGCGGCUCCUAGGUCGAACGUUGUGGGUCGGGUUUUUACUGCUAACGAAUCACCGCCCGACCAGAAGAUCCCAUUUCACCACGAGAUGGCUCAGGUUCCCAAGUACCCAUCAAAACUGUUUUUCUUUUGCGAGGAGGAACCAAGAAGUGGAGGGGAAACUCCUAUAGUUCUAAGCCAUUAUGUUUAUGAGAGGAUGAAGGAAAAACACCUAGAAUUUGUGGAGAAGCUUGAAAAGCUUGGCUUGAUCUAUACGAGAAUAUUGGGGGAAGGAGAUGACCCUUCUUCUCCUAUUGGCCGUGGCUGGCAAUCGACAUUUUUAACAAAAGAUAAGAGUACAGCAGAGGAAAGGGCUGCAAAAUUGGGUAUGAAGUUGGAAUGGACAGAAGAUGGGGUUAAAACAAUAAUGGGCCCGAUACCAGCCAUUAAAUACGACGAAAGUAGGGGGAGGAAAAUAUGGUUUAAUAGCAUGGUGGCUGCUUACACUGGCUGGAAAGAUGCUAGAAAUGAUCCCGUGAAGGCUGUAACUUUUGGAGAUGGAACACCUUUGCCUCCAGAUGUUAUAGAAGAUUGCUUGAAAAUCCUCGAAGAAAAAUCAGUUGCCAUACCUUGGAAGCAGGGUGAUAUUCUUCUGUUGGACAAUUUGGCUGUUCUUCAUUCAAGAAGAUCAUUUGAACCUCCUAGACGUAUUCUCGCUUCACUUUGUGUAUAAUUGUCUACUAAAUGAGUAAACGCGAGCUGGUUCGCCACUCCACAGUGUUGGCUAGCCAUUAUCGACAUAUCCAAGCCAUCGGCUAUGAUCUAGGUAUGUUGAUGAUUUAGGCACCACAUCAUUAACAUUCCAGCCAACACUAUGGAGAAAGACCAGCCUUCGUUUUACUCUGACUAAAUUUUAACUUCAGUUGUAAAAUCUGCCUCGUUAUGAAUCAAAACUCUGAAGAGAUGUGUACAAAAAGAAAAUAAGAUGCGGAGCAUACCCGGUCUUAUGUUGUUAUACCGCAACUAAGAACCUUAUGUGCCGAAGAUAUUUGUAAUUUGUAUGUCAGUUGUUCUAGGCGUCUGUUUUAAAGAGUUGAGGAAUCAUGUCUUUCGAAGUGGAGCUAUAAACAAUGUAAAAUCUCUGGUUAUUCA
Messenger RNA from Asparagus officinalis (garden asparagus), 1553 nucleotides. RefSeq names its product clavaminate synthase-like protein At3g21360. Gene Ontology annotation, molecular function: oxidoreductase activity. Lineage: Eukaryota; Viridiplantae; Streptophyta; Magnoliopsida; Asparagales; Asparagaceae. The transcript is spliced from 3 exons. The coding region runs from base 145 to 1134 and encodes 329 amino acids. The record is from RefSeq and is a predicted model, not a curated record.